CACAGAAAUAGUUUUCUAGUUCUGAAGACCAACACAUAAUCUGUAUAUAGGUGCAACUUUCAAGUGAUGGCAUCACAUACAGUUAAACAAAGUAUGUUAAUCAGAACAUCAGGAUGAAUUUAUUUUUUUAGACAUCAUGCAUGCAAGUACAGCCAAAAAAACCAACAAACCAUGAAGGUUUUUGUUGUUCCCAUCAAUUAAUCAUUUACUAUAUUCACCACACACAAAACAUGCUCCUGUCCAACCGCAUGCUGGUUAAAAUGGGCCAGCGGUUGGCAGCAGGGGCUUCAUCAAAUUGCAGGCAUGCCUCUUUUGAAAUAUCAGAGCCCUUCAAGACCUAUGAGUUACCUGAUGCCAAAAUGCCAACAAAGGCCUCACUGACAAAAGAGCAAGGUUUACAGUAUUACAAGGAUAUGCAGAUGAUAAGACGCAUGGAAACUAUGUCAUCCAACUUGUACAAGGAGAAGUUCAUCAGAGGAUUCCUCCAUUUGUACUCUGGCCAGGAAGCCAUUGCUGUUGGCAUGAAAGCUGCCAUGGAACCACAGGACUCCAUCAUCACAUCAUACAGAGAACAUGGCUGGGCUUAUGUCAUGGGGGUGGAACCAGUUGGGGUGCUGGCUGAGUUGACAGGCAGAGCUCUAGGUUGUUCCAGGGGGAAAGGUGGAUCAAUGCACAUGUAUGCUCCCAACUUUUAUGGUGGGCAUGGGAUAGUGGGGGCACAGUGUCCACUGGGUGCAGGAGUAGCAUUUGCUCACAAAUACCUUGAAGACAAAGGGGUGUGUCUGACACUCUAUGGUGAUGGAGCAGCAAAUCAAGGUCAGCUUUAUGAAGCUAUAAACAUGGCCAAACUCUGGAACCUUCCAUGUCUGUUUAUUUGUGAAAACAACUUGUAUGGUAUGGGUACAAGCACUGACAGGUCGGCUGCAAAUAAUGAGUACUACACCAGGGGUCACUAUAUACCAGGGAUACAGAUGGAUGGUAUGGAUGUCCUUGCUGUCAGGGAAGGAACACGGUUUGCAAUGGACAUAUGCAGGGAAGGCAAAGGACCAAUUAUGAUUGAAGCUAAAGCAUAUAGGUACCAUGGUCAUUCCAUGUCUGACCCUGGUACUAGUUACAGGACCAGAGAGGAAGUUCAAAAGAUAAGAAAAUCUAGAGACCCCAUUAACCAAUUGAAGUCAAGAAUGCUUGACUCUGGAAUGGCUUCUGAGGCAGAAUUCAAAGGAAUUGACAAGGAAAUUAAACAAAUACUGGAAGCAGCAAGCAAGAAAGCAAAAGAAGCCCCAGAAGCCACUGAUCUUUAUGGCGACCUCUAUGUCAAAAAUCUGGAGGGAAAGCUCAAGGGCACAACCAGCAUGGACUAUCAUGAUCACCAAAAUAUUGGAAAAGCUUGUAACCUGGAUUAAACACUGCUCUGCACUUACUUCAUCAGCCUUGA
Messenger RNA from Notodromas monacha, 1435 nucleotides. The record is from the annotation of a GenBank genome assembly. Lineage: Eukaryota; Metazoa; Arthropoda; Ostracoda; Podocopida; Cyprididae.